AUGAAGUCCAUCAGGACCCUGGGAUUUGUCAGUCGGCAGCUCCAUCAGCUUGCUCAGUACCACUUCCCUAGUGAUUGUACAAUGAAGUCAUGCAUAUUACAAGCUUUAGUGAUCUGUUUGUCAUCUCAUUUAUUUAGUGGGGCUGUGGAGUAUGAAAACACAAGAGCAGGAUGCAGAACAGCAGUGAAUGAUUUGGUUUUCAUCAUGGAUGGAUCUUGGAGUGUGGGCUUUGACAACUUCGAAACAGCAAAAACGUGGCUUGUCAAUGUCACAAGUGGGUUUGACAUUGGACCUGAGUACACACAAGUAGCUGUUAUCCAGUACAGUGACACCCCACGUUUGGAGAUUGCAUUUGGCCAAUUCCUGACCAAUAAAAAGCUAAUUGCUGGAAUAGAAAGUAUUCAAUACCUUGGUGGAAACACUCAAACGGGCCGUGCUAUUAAGUUCGCAACAGAGGUUGUUUUUCCCUCUUCACAAAGAAAUAAGACAGCUAAAAACAAAAUUGCCGUUGUUGUCACAGAUGGAAAGUCUCAAGACGAUGUUGUUGAUGCUUCUGUUGAGGCACGUGCAGACAAAAUCAUUUUGUUUGCUGUUGGUGUUGGAUCUGAAAUAACAGAAUCAGAACUCAAAAUGAUUGGCAACAAACCCUCUACAACUUAUGUUAUAUUUGCUGAAGAUUAUGGAACUAUAGACAGAAUUAAGGAAGCAAUGCAGCAGAAGAUAUGUGAAGAAUCGGUAUGUCCUACGAGAAUCCCUGUAGCUGCACGUGAUGAGAAAGGUUUUGAACUGAUGGUGGGCUUUAAAAUACCACAAAAAGCGCAGAAAAUACCCGGAUCUUUGAUGACAGAAGCAGGUUUCCUACUCACGCCUGAAACAGAUGUAACCGAGAAUACCAGAGACAUAUUUCCAGAAGGUCUGCCUCCUUCUUAUGUAUUUGUUGCCACCCUACGUUUACAAAGUCCAACUAACAAACAGAAAUUUGACUUAUGGAGAAUCCUGUCUAAAGAAGGAAUUAUUCAAGCAGCUGUCACAAUUGAUGGCGAACAACAGAGCGUAUUCUUUACUACUACCAGUCUGGUCAAUGAGAUCCAGACAGUGGCAUUUAAAGAUGGCAAACUACAGGAGUUGUUUGAUGAAGAUUGGCAUCAGUUGAAGUUACUGAUACUUGAAAUGGAAGUCACCUGCUUUUUAGAUGACAUGAAAAUUCAGAGCAACAGGCUUGAGCAAGUCAUUCCUAUAUUCAUAAAUGGGAAAACCCAGGUGGCCAAACAUGUGAAAAGAGAGACAUCUGUACCUAUAGAAAUACAGAAGCUUAGACUCUACUGUGAUCCACAGCAAAGUGAUCGCGAGACUGCCUGUGAAAUUCCUUCUGUGGAUGACGAGCGGUGUCCACCUGACAGAAUGGCACCCAAGGCAGUUUGCACAUGCCCAUCAGGCCCGCCUGGAUUACAUGGUAUUCCUGGACAAAAAGGGCAUAAGGGAGAACCUGGUAAACCAGGAAAAUUUGGAAUGAAUGGUGUGCCUGGACGACCUGGCGAACAGGGUAUUCCAGGUAUACCUGGUUCUCGAGGCAUACAGGGUCAACCUGGUUUGCCUGGAUCUCCAGGGGAGCCUGGACCAAAAGGAGACACAGGUGAAAAGGGGCAACGUGGUUUCCCAGGCGCGGAAGGGCCUUCGGGUCCUAAGGGGCCUGAAGGACCAACUGGACGACAAGGGAUACCCGGCCUACUUGGAAAAAAGGGUAAUAAAGGUGAGAAAGGCAUCCCCGGCUCUCCUGGACAGUAUGGCCCUUUGGGAGAACCUGGAGUUUCGGGAAGCAAUGGCCUUCCAGGGCUACCUGGUUUAAAGGGAGAAAGUGGUAAUCCAGGUUUGCCAGGGAGAGAUGGGCACCGUGGACCACUGGGUUUUCGAGGUGUUCCUGGACCGCAAGGACCACAAGGACACAAGGGACAAAAUGGAAUGAUUGGUCAAAAGGGAGCUGAAGGGCAGCCUGGGAUACCGGGUAAGCAAGGACAUCAGGGAUCACCUGGACAUGAUGGACCACCGGGACCAACGGGGGAUGUCGGUGGGCCAGGACUACCAGGUCUUCCAGGACAUCCGGGCUCAGCAGGUUUAAGAGGAGAGCCAGGAUUUUCAGGCCAGCCCGGCUCUAUUGGGAUUCCUGGACCAAAGGGAAACAAGGGUGAACCAGGAAACCCAGGAAAGAAAGGAAGCCAGGCUGAGAAAGGAAAAGAAGGACCCCCUGGAUCGCCAGGGCCACAGGGAACUAUUGGUGCCAAAGGAACAAAAGGAGAGAAAGGUAAUGCGGGUUUGUCUGGUGAGAGGGGAACUGAUGGCAAGAAUGGAGAGCCUGGCCUAAUGGGCCCAAUAGGACCACGUGGACCUUCAGGCCAGGAAGGCCCGUAUGGACUGCCUGGUGUUCCUGGACUUCCUGGGAAACCUGCAAAGCCUGUCACGGAUGAACGAGUAAUGAAACUCUGCACUGACAUGCUUCGCACUCAGUUGCCAUCACUACUUCAAAGCAUGAGACCCAGUUGUCAAUGUGAAGGAUUUAAAGGAACACCUGGACAACCUGGAAUGCCAGGACAGCAGGGACAACGAGGAUUACCCGGCUACCCAGGCAGAUCAGCCAGACGAGGAUACCGAGGUCUACCUGGUAUGCCUGGAUUACCAGGAAUGAAAGGCGAUCAGGGACCAAAAGGAGCCAAAGGUAUGAAAGGUGAAGAGCAUCCAGGGUUACCUGGCCCACCUGGUCAAGCAGGUCUACCAGGAUUACCAGGUCCGACUGGUCAUGGAUUGCCAGGAGUGGAUGGGGAACCAGGAAGGAAUGGAGCACCCGGCAGUCCAGGAAAGCGCGGAGCACCAGGAAUGCCUGGAGUGUGUGAUAUAUCGAGCUGUUAUAAUUCCUAUAAUAGUGGCCGAAAUCCUUUUAAUAAAGGACCAAACCUCUGAAGGUCAUAUACGGUUCAAUGUCAGCUGGGAGCUGAAUCCUGUCAUGUCAUCUCAAGUCUCUUUCACUUGCUGCCAAAUAAGAGGAACUGGUUCUCAGGAAGAAACCAAUUGGCGCAUGAACCAGUGGCUGCUUAUUACAGGUUUCAGUCUGUUAUCUUGGUUUGCUACUGAUUUUGGAAUACUUCAGUACAAACAUUUUAAACUCACCGCGUGCUGUGCAUGUAUGUUUAUCCCCUACAGUUUUUUAAAAUAAAUUUUGAU
This is a messenger RNA of Carcharodon carcharias (great white shark), 3213 nucleotides long. RefSeq names its product collagen alpha-1(XXI) chain-like. The transcript has 30 exons. Lineage: Eukaryota; Metazoa; Chordata; Chondrichthyes; Lamniformes; Lamnidae. The record is from RefSeq and is a predicted model, not a curated record. Bases 1 to 2952 code for a protein of 983 amino acids.